Rasamsonia emersonii CBS 393.64 is the source of this 1530-nucleotide messenger RNA. RefSeq lists its product as uncharacterized. NCBI's taxonomy places the organism in Eukaryota, Fungi, Ascomycota, Eurotiomycetes, Eurotiales, Trichocomaceae. The record is from RefSeq and is a predicted model, not a curated record. The transcript is spliced from 2 exons. The coding region runs from base 1 to 1530 and encodes 509 amino acids.
AUGAAGAAGUUUUGGGAGGCUCUUGUUGGGCUGGUGGCUAGACGAGGUUUUGCUGACAGGUUUCGUCGGAAAGCAGCACACCCUGCUGAAGAUACAGCUGAAGCCCCAGUCCAUGCAGCUAGCAGAACGAUGAGUAUUACAAACACGAGCGAUCUAUACGGGACGUUUUUAGUCAGCUCUCAGUGGAGCACUCUAAUCCCAAUUCCCUUUACCAGCGCUCGACGUGACGUUCCGCCUCCUGCACGCCCAGCACUCGUCUGGCCUGACGACUUGAUACCGACGACGAGGCCUGCCUUCAAACGAGACAAUUUUCUCCCUCCGUCUGAGGAGCAGGAACACCAGACAAACUCUCUUCCAACAGAUGGGACCUGGGCAUUGUUUGGAUCGCAGGAGUUUGCAUUGGUAGACGGGCAUGCCCCACAGAGUCAGGACUCAUCUACGGAUAAUCUUAUCGAUAAGCUGGUUGACUGUCCUCAAGGGCAUCAGAAGCAGAAACCCAAAGUUUACCGACGCUGUCAUUGGCAUGAGUCUCUCACAGCGGAGGAGCACACUUUGGGCAAAAUGGUCGGCUCGACGUAUGUUCAGAAAACCGCUCGACGACACAGUCCGGUUUCUGAGAGAACUUCGUCGUCGAGCGCCUUGGCGAGUCUGAUUCGGUCUGCUAUGCUCUCGCGGACUACAAUGGAGAGUCACGACAGUGAGGAUAAGGACCGAGAACCGGGUCAGGCGGGAGACGGACGUGAUGGAAAUGAGGUAGCUGUCGAGUCAUGUUCACCUAGUUUGGGAUUCGCCAAGAUGAACUUCAGUGCUUAUCGCAGCCCUUCUCACCCUGGCUGUCCUUCUCCUACUCGUCGCGUCAGUCAGUGGCUAAUCGACACAGUGGCCGCAGCAGACGACUAUAUCGAGGCAGGUUCUUCUGGACAUGCGAAGAAGAAUCUUGUUCAUCACACCGGUUCAACGAAGCAGGAGCGGCGCUCAUCUCCUGAACAUGAUCUAACAGAGACCGAGGCAGUUACCGCACUUCCUGAGUGGAAUGAAGAUGAAGUGGCAGUUGAAUCAUGCACUCUUAGCUUGGAACAUGCCUGGCGCAAUCCUCUUGCCAUGUGCACUGUGGUAGAGCCCUCUUACCCAUAUGUCUUUGCCCAUCGUGUCCGUGCGUUUCAUGGCAACUUUGCCUCCCAAAUUGUGAUGGACAUGAGGGCCUCAUUUGAAGCUGAGCGUGCUAAGCGUCGGUACUACGGCUACAGCGACGACGAUGAUGUCGACUGGCUAUUUGGUUAUCCUGGCAAUGCUGCCGAUCAUCGGCUUGAUGAGGCGAAGAGGCCACGGUUCUUACUUAUCGCCGAUUCUGACUAUGGCUGUGACGAGGACGAGUCAGACAUCGACGGAUACGAUUCUUGCCCCGAUUUCAUCGAGUAUCACACCAGCAAAUACAUUGAGUUACUGCCUUGUCGUUCCUCUCAAUCGUAUCCGCAUUCUUGUCCUGACGAUUGGCUUGAUGAAUCAAUCGAGGCAGGUGCUGAGUAUUGA